AUGUACUCUCAAAUCCAUCAUCAUCAUCAUCAACCGAGCUUUUAUCCAUCUGCUACCUUCUCUUCUCCUCCGUUUGCGGAUAUGAGCACUACUACAGCAAUUGCUACUACUACGCCUCCUCCAUUGACGCCUCAUCAUCAGCAUUUGAUGGAUGGCAAUGAUGUGGCCUUUUCUGGUAGUGAGGUCUCUUUUGCUCAACAAGAUUGCUUUAUGGCUCUUAUGGGUAUUCCUUCAACCACCCAUGUCUCAUCCGCUUUCCCUGUACAUCAACAACAACGGCCUCAGCAUCAGCAGCAUUAUUACAACCCGCCAUCCCCAGCCACGCCUGGUUCUCAGCACUAUGGCUAUGGGUCAACUAUUCAAGAGCCUUGGGCACAAAAAGAGGAUGACAUGUCGUGGAUGAUGAUGAAUCCUAUCACCGCUAAUAACGACGACCCACUUUUCUUUGACUCAUCACUUGUGUUGGCCCAGCAACAGCAACAACAGCAACAGCAGCAUCAAUCAUCCCAUACCAUUGUCACUGCAACUGAGCAGUCUCCUCAACAGCAUGAAGAUACGGCAACAGAGCAACCACCAUCACACAUCAAUCCUUUGCAAAUAUUGUCACCAGAAGCAUUGUUUAGCCUUUCACCUACACAUCAUAGCGAUGCCUUGUUUAAUGAAAUGGUGUAUGAUGAGCCACCUGCCGGCAUGGAAAAUGACAUGAUUUCGCCUGGUGAUACGCUAAAGUAUUUGGAUUCAUCAACAACAACAACAACAACGUGGUCAUCAUCAAGUGGUGCUAGUAGUCUUGCUGAUGAAGAUCAAGGUGGUGUAAUAGCAUCAUCAUCAUCAUCGUAUGUGCACGAGAAUGAUGAAAGUGAGCCACACAAUGAAACCAUCGAGAGCACGCGGCAACAAGAUCCAACCAUGAGCAGCGAUGAUGAGGAAAGCUAUGUGGAGGAUGACGAUGAUAGCGAUCCUGAUUGGUCAUUCUCAUCAAGGCGGCAACCAGCUACACGGCGGCACGUGCGCAGUGGUGUCUCUGCCAAAAGGAACAACAGGAACAAGGCACUACCUUUAGUAGCCAAUCAUAAUGCAUCAUUGGCACGCCAUUCAAAACCGGAUUUGACCAAUCACCAUGAUGGAACCAUCCACUGUACAAAUUGCGACACAACCAACACCCCCCUUUGGCGUCGUAAUGCAGAAGGCGAUCCGCUUUGCAAUGCGUGUGGCCUCUUUUUCAAACUUCAUGGCAUUGUACGUCCCCUCUCUCUCAAGACCGAUGUCAUCAAAAAACGAAACCGUGGUAGUAAUUCGGGUGGUAUCAAGAAACAAUCGCGUCGACGUCGUUCUUCCAAAAAGAAAUCAAAGGCUUGA
This is a messenger RNA of Lichtheimia ornata, 1359 nucleotides long. RefSeq lists its product as uncharacterized. Bases 1 to 1359 code for a protein of 452 amino acids. Gene Ontology annotation, biological process: positive regulation of transcription by RNA polymerase II; negative regulation of transcription by RNA polymerase II. The transcript has a single exon. NCBI's taxonomy places the organism in Eukaryota, Fungi, Mucoromycota, Mucoromycetes, Mucorales, Lichtheimiaceae. Gene Ontology annotation, molecular function: RNA polymerase II cis-regulatory region sequence-specific DNA binding; zinc ion binding; DNA-binding transcription factor activity, RNA polymerase II-specific. The record is from RefSeq and is a predicted model, not a curated record.